Cuscuta epithymum is the source of this 2419-nucleotide messenger RNA. NCBI's taxonomy places the organism in Eukaryota, Viridiplantae, Streptophyta, Magnoliopsida, Solanales, Convolvulaceae. The record is from the annotation of a GenBank genome assembly.
UGACAAAAACCUAGACCUAGAGGAGCUGAGGUCUUCAGUAGCUGGCUCGUAUUCUUCACCAUUUCUUCGUUUUUAAUCUACUGGUAAUCAUAUCUUUACUCGUGCACAGUAGCCUGUCACUUCUCUCUCACUAUCACUCACGGUCAGUCGGUCACUUUCUCAAAUUUCUCUAACUUCAAAUUUAUUUUACUAAAAGGAUUAUUAUACUUCUCCGUAUGCAUUUUUAUAUGCACCAAAUUAUCAAAGCGGUUGUCUGUAUAUAAACCCUAAUCAUGAGUUUUUCCCUCAGCUCGUUCGUUUUUCUGGGUUGGUGGUUAUUGCUGGACGAGACACCCUACCUGAUGUUGCGGCUUUCCGAAGAUUCAUAGAAACAGCUAAGGGAUCGCACUACAAUAGCGUCUAGCUACUCGUAGGGGAGUAACGUGUUCAGAAAGAUUGGUUCUACUCUCUUCGGAUUUUUGAUCUGCAUCUUUCUCAGGGCGCUGAUUCACAAGGCAGCGUGAUGGGUUCUAGAUUUCCAUCUCAUCAGCUCAGCAAUGGUCUCUAUGUGUCAGGCCGGCCAGAGCAGCCAAAAGAAAGAACUCCAACAAUGAGUUCAGUGGCUAUGCCAUAUACUGGUGGUGACAUAAAGAGGUCUGGAGAACUCGGCAAAAUGUUUGACAUUCCUGUUGAUGGGUCUAAGUCGAGAAAAUCUGGGUCUAUAUCUAAUGCACCUUCAAGAACUCAUUCGGGGCCCAUCAAUCCUAAUGCUGCUGCCAGGGCCGGUUACUCUUCCGGUCCUUUUUCAUCCACAAUGGUGACCGGAUCAACUUCAAUGAAGAAAUCCAAUUCAGGGCCUCUUAAUAAGCAUGGCGAGCCUAUGAAAAAGGUAUCAGGGCCUCUAUCUGGUGGAGGAGCAACGGGGCGUCAAAAUUCAGGACCUCAACCACCGGUUCUUCCAGCAACCGGUUUGAUUACAUCUGGACCCAUCUCCUCUGGCCCACUAAAUUCUUCAGGUGCACCAAGAAAGGUCUCUGGCCCAUUGGACUCGAUGGGCUCUAUGAAAAUGCACGUUCCCUCUAUCGUCAACAACCAAGCUGUGACAACUCUCACUCAACAUGAUGAGUUCUCCUUCAGAAGGAACUUUCCAAAACCAAUACUGUGGGCCAUGGUUUUGCUAUUUCUCAUGGGAUUUAUCGCCGGAGGUUUUAUUCUUGGAGCUGUGCAGAACCCUAUACUUCUAAUUGUGGUUAUUGUUCUGUUUGCUAUUGUUGCGACUCUAUUCAUAUGGAAUUCCUUGUGGGGGAAAAGAGCUAUCAUUGGUUUCAUUGCUGAGUAUCCAGAUGCUGAGUUAAGAACUGCAAAAAAUGGGCAGUAUGUCAAGGUUUCUGGGGUGGUGACUUGCGGAAAUGUACCUCUGGAGUCAUCUUUCCAGAAGGUUCCUAGGUGUGUGUAUACAUCGACAAGUUUAUAUGAGUAUCGAGGAUGGGAUUCGAAAGCUGCAAACCCUACACAUCGUCGAUUCACUUGGGGGGUUAGAUCAUCUGAAAAGCAUGUAGUUGAUUUCUACAUAUCUGAUUUUCAGUCUGGAUUGAGGGCGCUUGUUAAGACAGGCUAUGGGGCAAAAACCACUGCGUAUGUGGAGGAGUCCGUGGUGGUUGAUAUCAAUCCUUUGAACAAGGAGUCAUCUCCGGAAUUCAUCAGGUGGUUGGGGGAGAGGAAUCUUUCAAGUGAUGAUCGUGUAAUGCGAUUGAAGGAAGGAUAUAUCAAAGAAGGAAGCACGGUGAGUGUAAUGGGAGUGGUGCAAAGGAACGAGAAUGUGCUUAUGAUUGUCCCGCCUCCUGAACCAUUCACAACCGGAUGCCGGUGGAUGAAAUGCAUUUUCCCGGCUAGCCUUGAGGGUAUUGUCUUGAGACAUGAAGAUGCAUCAAGAACCGAUGUGAUACCUGUGUGACAGCCACCUGCGUUUGUGCUUCUUUAAUAUGUAGUAUUAUUUCUUUAGGGGGGGUUCAUAUGGUACUGCUAAAAGAUAGAGUUCUGUGGGUUGCAGACAUCCAGUAUAGAUGGUGGUAGUGGCGAUACAAGUGAUUCGUGAAUGAUCAGCCGUGUUUGAUAUAUAUAUAUAUAUAUAUAUAUAUCAUCUAUAUAUAUAGUUGAUUUCUAAUUUUCUGUAUAGUUGGUAGAUUUCCCCCCUUUCAAGGAUAUCUUGCGAUGGGGGAGUAUGAUUGAGUGAUUUGGGAAUGCAAAUGUUUUCCUUGUUUUGAGAACAGUCAGUUAUGCUGGAAUCAAAACCAUUGUGUUGGUUGAUUCUUUGUAUCAUAUAUGAGAAAAUGUUUGAUAUUUAUUUAGUGCUAAUUGUUUGGGGUUAAGGCUGCCAUGUAUUAGUCUUGUGUUAAUUUUGGCGGGAUUAUUUAAUUUAAAUGUGAAUGAUGGUUUACGA